AUGUCAGGUUUGGGAGCAGUUCCCGACUCGAUAAACUUCCCAAACGAGGAACAAAAGAUUCUCAAACAUUGGGAGAAGGACGAGACUUUCAAGAAGUCCUUGGAGUAAGUUUUAUUUUGUUUGCUUUUAUUGAAUUUUUAGGUAGAUAAUGAGUUUUGGAUGCCAAAGGUUGAGCUUAGCAUAGUUUUUGAGCUUGAGGUUUUAACUUUCGCAUUUUUCUGAAAAAUUUAGACAUUUUUGAAAUAAAAUACGAUUACUCGAAUUUCGAUUGAACCAAAAUUUAUAGAUUGUCAAAAGACCGACCUCAUUUUACCUUCUAUGACGGUCCUCCGUUUGCUACUGGUCUUCCUCAUUAUGGCCACAUCCUCACAGGUACCAUCAAGGAUGUAGUUACUCGUUGGGCAGCUCAAACUGGCUAUUAUGUUGAGCGAAGAUUUGGAUGGGAUACUCACGGUCUUCCGGUUGAGUUUGAAGUUGACAAGACUCUGGGUAUCAAAGGUCCAAGCGAUGUUCAUGAAAUGGGCAUUGAUGUGUACAACAAUCAUUGUCGUAGCAUUGUUAUGAGAUACUCAAAUGAAUGGAGACAUACCGUUCAACGCAUGGGAAGGUGGAUUGAUUUCGAUAAUGAUUACAAGACUUUGUAUCCUUGGUUCAUGGAGUCGGUGUGGUGGGUGUUCUCCGAGUUGUACAAGAAGGACAUGGUGUACAGAGGAGUCAAGGUUAUGCCGUUCUCGACUGGUUGUUCAACGCCUUUGAGUAAUUUUGAGGCUGGACAAAACUACAAGGAUGUUCAGGAUCCGGCAGGUACGCUUUUUUCUUUGUUUUUUUUUUAAUUUUAGGUGCGAAGAUCUACAUUAACUAUGAUGAAAUAGUGAAAAACGUUGUCUUUUGUUUUAUAUUUAAAAAAAAUAAUGUAAAAUUUAAAGAUCUUGAAAUUUUUAUCUAACUUUAUAUUAUACUUCAGCUUUUGUUGGUUUCCAACUGAAAUCAAAUCCAAACAGAUCUCUGAUCAUUUGGACAACAACUCCAUGGACUUUGCCAAGUAAUUUGGCUAUUGCCGUCCACCCAGAUCUUGAAUAUGUUGCCGUGAAGCCAAAGGGAGUUGAGAAAGAAUAUGUGCUUCUGAAAUGUCGUUUGACUGAGUUGUGGAAGAAGGCUGAUCAAUACCAAAUUGUUGAUACUUUCUUGGGAAAGACUCUGGGAGGUCUUGAGUAUGAGCCAGUGUUCCCAUACUUCGCUUACAGAAGAGAAUCUGGAGCUUUCAAGGUUUUGCUGGGUACUUUUAUUACUACGGAUCAAGGUACUGGCUGUGUUCAUCAAGCUCCUUACUUCGGAGAGGUAUGUCUUUAAUUUUUUAUAUAGUUUUUAGGUAUUACGAGCUUUGAAAUGUAUGAAAAAAAGAUUUUAAGCUAUUUACGAAGCUUUUAAUUUAUUUAUUGAUCUUAUUUAGCAUUUUUAAAUCUAUUUUAGUUACUUUUUAUGAAAAAUAUUACCAACCCUUAUAUUAACAUCAACUUUUGUACAGAUUGAUUACACCACAUGUCUGGAGAACAACGUUAUCACCAAAGACGGUGAAUUGGUCUGCCCAGUGGAUGAGCAAGGUCGCUUUACAUCUGAAGUGACAGACUACAAGGGUAUCUAUGUUAAGGAUGCUGACAAGGCUAUUCUGAAACAUUUACAACAAACUGGACAUCUUGUGAAGCAAGCCACGGUGCAGCACAGUUACCCAUUCUGCUGGAGAUCUGAUACUCCAUUAUUGUACAAGGCUGUGCCCUCUUGGUUUAUUAGAGUGGAGAGUAUUGUCUCAAAACUGUUGGAGAACAACGACAAGACUUAUUGGUGGGUGUUGAAUUUCGAUUUUGAAAUUUUUAGGUUGAAAACAUCUAAAAUAAGUUUGUUUUAAACAAAAACUGCUUUUAAGGCUUAAGGUUAAUAAAUGAGUUAAAAUUAUAUAAAUUUCAGUUAUUUUAUGCAAAUAUUGUUUCAGGGUACCAACCUUUGUCAAAGAAAAGCGAUUUGCUAACUGGCUACGUGAUGCUCGGGACUGGGCCGUGAGCAGAAACCGCUUCUGGGGUACUCCCAUUAAUCUCUGGGUCAGUGAAGACAUGUCCGAAGUCGUAUGUCCAUCUUCUAUCAAAGAACUCGAAGAACUGACCGGACAAAAGAUCACUGACAUUCAUCGUGAAAGUGUUGAUGGCCUUACCAUCAAGUCAAAGUCAGGCAAAGUCUUGAAGAGAGUCAGCGAAGUAUUCGAUUGUUGGUUCGAAUCCGGAUCCAUGCCUUACGCUCAACAACAUUAUCCAUUCGAGAACAAACAACGUUUCGAAGCCAACUUCCCAGCCGAUUUCAUUGCUGAAGGUAUUGACCAAACUCGAGGUUGGUUCUACACCUUGUUGGUAUUGUCCACGGCCUUGUUCGACAAACCUCCAUUCAAGAACCUGAUUUGUAAUGGACUUGUGUUGGCUGCUGAUGGAAACAAAAUGUCAAAGAGAAAGAAGAACUACCCAGAUCCAUUGGAAGUUGUCGGAAAGUAUGGAGCUGAUGCUUUGAGAUUGUACUUGAUCAACAGUCCUGUAGUCAGAGGAGAAACCUUGAAGUUCAGAGAGGAAGGUGUUAGAGAUUUGCUGAAGGACGUGUUCUUGCCAUGGUUUAACGCUUAUCGUAUCUUGGCUUCGAAUUUGAGACUGUUUGAGUUGGUAAGUUGGGUUUUUUAUAUUAUUUGAUUUUUUUUUAAAUUUGAUUUGAUAGGAGCGCAGAAUUAAAUGAACGACCUUAUAAGUAUUUUAAAAAUAAUAAAUGUAUUCAUUCUUUAGGACACCAAAGCCAAGUUCGAUUUCCACACUGGAAAAGCCAGCAAUGUCAUGGACCGAUGGAUUGUCUCCUUCACCAACAGCUUGGUACAAUAUGUUCGCAAAGAGAUGGAACUCUACCACCUCUACACAGUCGUAACCCCAUUAACCAAAUACUUUGACACUCUUACCAACAUUUACAUCCGUCUCAACAGAAGCCGUUUUAAGCCAGAAAACGAGGAUGUUGAGGAUUGUCGUAUCGCUCUGUCGACUUUGGCCCAUGUUCUGGUUACGGUGGUCAGGCUUAUGGCACCAUUCACUCCAUACUUCUCAGAGUAUCUGUGGAAGUCGUUGAAGAUUGUAAUUGGAUCAGACAAGGAUUCAGUUCAUUUCUGUGACAUUCCAGAACCACACCUUGACCUGAUUGACGAUGAGGUCGAAAGAAGAGUCAGUGCGAUGAGAGAAGUCAUUGAUAUUGCCAGAACUUUGAGAGAGAGGAAGGGAAUCAGCACAAGAGUAAGUGUUGGGAGUUUUGAUACUUAAAAAGAAAAACGAUGAGAUAAAUUAUGUAGACAUAAUAUUUUACAUUUUUAAAUAGAAAACAGUUUUCUGUUAAUUUGAAAUUUCAAUUUUUAAUUAAAAACAAAGAUAUGAAAGGCUAAAACUAAUAGAAUUUAUGAUACAGUACCCUCUGAGAGAAGUUGUCGUUGUUAACCGCAGCCAACAGUUCCUGGACGACGUUCUGAGCCUAAAGACCUACAUUCAAAGCGAAUUGAACUUGAAGGAAGUCACAGUGUCCCAAGACAAGUCCAAGUACGGUGUCCAACUCAAAGCAGAGCCUAAUUUCAAACUUUUGGGCAAAAGACUGAAGGGAGAUCAGAAGAAGGUUGCUGAAUACCUAAAGAAUACCGUAACGGAAACCGAGUUGGAAGACCUGAUCUCUAACUGCAAAAUCACGGUACAUGGCUACGAGUUGACGUCGGAAGAGGUUGGUGUAGCAUUUACUUGUGACUCAAAGUCUGGAGGAAACUGGGAAACUCAAGCCGGUAACCAAACUGUGGUUCUUUUGGAUUGUACUGAAGACGAAGCGUUGUUGGAAGAAGGUCUGAGCAGAGAAAUCAUCAACAGAAUUCAGAAGUUGAGAAAGGAAGCCAAGCUGCAACCCGACGACGCUGCUUCCGCCUACUGUACAUUUGAGCCAGCUGAAGGACAUUUAUUGAAGACGGCUCAAAAGUUCUUGGAAUCCAUCUCGAAAUCGACCGGAACGACAGUCAAAUUGAAUGAAAAGGCUGGAGAAAAGAACGUUGUUGCUUCAAACAAGAGUGAGAUCAGAAAUGAACAAAUUGAGGUAGGUUUUGGUGGUUUACCACAGUUUAACAAGGGUGAUAUAAUACUCUAUAGAACAAAAUGGGUAGUUUAUUAGUAGGAAUUGAAUGGUUUUGGUCUAAAAUCGCUACUUUCAGGUCAAUCUUAUCCUUGGAGCUUAA
Messenger RNA from Bursaphelenchus okinawaensis, 4276 nucleotides. Lineage: Eukaryota; Metazoa; Nematoda; Chromadorea; Rhabditida; Aphelenchoididae. The record is from the annotation of a GenBank genome assembly.